This is a messenger RNA of Colletotrichum chrysophilum, 489 nucleotides long. RefSeq lists its product as uncharacterized. Bases 1 to 489 code for a protein of 162 amino acids. NCBI's taxonomy places the organism in Eukaryota, Fungi, Ascomycota, Sordariomycetes, Glomerellales, Glomerellaceae. The record is from RefSeq and is a predicted model, not a curated record. The transcript has a single exon.
AUGUCCUCCUCGCCACCGCCCGAAGAAAAAAAGCAAAGCCGCAAGGACCAGAUCCUUGCACAAGCCACAGAGAAGCUCGAAAAGGCACAACAAGAAGCCGAAGCCGCCAACGAGGCCCGCCAGCGCAGCGAUGCCGUCGAAGACGCCGACGAGAAGAACAAGAUACUAGCUGAGGCGUCUGAGCACGACCACAAAGCCAAGGCGCUGUCGCGGGACGCGCAAAGACUGCAGAGCGGCAUCUGGCAGGGUGGCUUGGGUGGCGCAGGCAUCGGUGCCACAGUGGGCGUUGGGCUGGGUGCCGGUGUGGGAACCGUCGUGACUGGGGUCGUUGGCGGCGUCGCGGCCAUUCCAACGACGGCAGUCGGGCUCUUGGUCGGCGUCGGCGCUGGUGCGAUACAUGGGCCGUGGUACAAACUAGGAGGAGAUAAGAAAGAAGAGGCUGAGAAGGGACAGCCGCAGGCCGCCGGGGGAGACAAGGAUCACGAGUAG